GCACUCGUGAAUAAGCUUCCAAGGGCACAAAACAUCCGGUUCUGUAAGAAUUUCUCGGAAAACAAUCGCUGAUCUUCCAACUCGAUUCACUUUGAUAGCAACACGAAUCCGGGAGCACUGUUUUUAGAUAUUAGUUUCAUUUAAUUCCGCAAGACGGCAGUUGUUGAAAAAUGCGCUGACACAAACACAUACAAACAGUUUUGGCGUACCCGUGGUGAAAAAUGGCGUUGUGUUGUGCGAUAUCAAAUGAAGUGCCAGAGCACCCAGUCGUAUCGCCAUCCUCAGGCGCUAUCUUCGAACGUCGCAUCAUCGAAAAAUACAUACAGGAAAAUGGCGUGGACCCAUUCAGUGGCAAAGAUCUCACAGUUGAGGAGCUGAUUGAAGUGAAGACACCACCAAUUGUGAAACCAAAACCUCCCAGUGCCACCAGCAUUCCAGCAACACUCAAACUUCUUCAGGAUGAAUGGGAUGCUGUUAUGUUGUACAGUUUCACGCAGAGGCAACAAUUACAAACAGCCAGACAAGAAUUAAGUCAUGCUUUAUACCAGCAUGAUGCUGCUUGUAGAGUUAUUGCAAGGCUUAACAAAGAAGUCACUGCUGCAAGGGAAGCACUUGCUACACUCAAACCACAAGCUGGAAUUACCAGUGUGCCACAACCUGCUGUUGCUGCUGAAGCUGCAGGCGUUGCAAACCAGCCAACAGAACAAGCUGGUAUGAGCGCGGAAGUCAUCCAAAAACUGCAAGACAAAGCAACAGUGCUCACACAAGAACGCAAAAAACGCGGUCGUACAGUUCCCGAAGAAUUAGUCACACAAGAACAAUUGCGCUCAUUCCGGACACUUGCAUCCCAUCCUAGUUUACACUCCGCUUCCGUUCCCGGAAUACUUUCAUUAGAUAUCAAUCCUUCGGACACGAGUAAAAUUCUUACUGGCGGCAACGAUAAAAACGCCACCGUUUUCAACAAAGACACCGAACAGGUUGUAUGCAUUCUUAAAGGUCACACUAAAAAGGUCACCAAAGUGAUCUAUCAUCCUGAUGAGGAUAUUGUCUUGACAGCAUCACCAGAUGCAACUAUUCGUAUCUGGAAUGUGCCAACGUCGCAAACUACGCUGUUAUUACGCUCGCAUGACAGCGCAGUCACAGGCUUAUCUUUACAUCCGACAGGCGAUUAUGUCCUGUCUACUUCAGAGGAUCAACAUUGGGCGUUUUCAGAUAUCCGCGUAGGUCGCCUGUUGACCAAGGUCAUCGAUCAAUCCAAUGUGGCAUUGACCACAGCACAGUUUCAUCCUGACGGGUUGAUUUUCGGCACUGGUACCGCUGAUUCAAAGGUAAAAAUUUGGGAUUUGAAGGAGCAAAGCAAUGUGGCGAACUUUACUGGACAUUCCGGUGCGAUCACGUCGAUCUCUUUUUCGGAAAACGGUUAUUAUCUUGCAACUGCCGCGGAUGAUGCUUGCGUCAAGCUGUGGGAUUUGCGCAAACUGCGAAACUUCAAAACUCUUCAACUGGAUGAAGGUUAUCAGAUCAAGGAUCUGUGCUUUGAUCAAAGCGGUAGUUAUUUGGCUAUUGCUGGUACAGAUAUAAGGGUUUAUCUCUGCAAGCAAUGGCAAGAAUUGAAGGUGUUCAACGAUCAUACGGCGACAGCGACGGGAAUUCGCUUCGGCAAGCAUGCGCAUUAUAUUGCGAGUACAUCGAUGGACAGGACUCUCAAGUUGUACGGCAUGGAGUAAUUUUAUAUACGUUGGUAGGUCUUUUGUCUUAUGCAAAGUGGAAAGCCGUUUACUCUGAUUUCUGUCCGUCAUCCACGUACCCAUUUAUCACCACAAAAAUUCUUUGUUUUAUAUUUUAUAUUCACAUGAUUUUUGGUUUUUAUUCCACUUUGCGAUAAUUUCCAGUAAUUUUAUUGCAUUAUGUGUAAAAAUUAUACGUGAUUUCAAUCGUAA
Dalotia coriaria is the source of this 1940-nucleotide messenger RNA. RefSeq names its product pre-mRNA processing factor 19 (gene Prp19). Bases 222 to 1727 code for a protein of 501 amino acids. Gene Ontology annotation, biological process: DNA repair; mRNA splicing, via spliceosome; protein ubiquitination. The record is from RefSeq and is a predicted model, not a curated record. Gene Ontology annotation, cellular component: Prp19 complex; cytoplasm; U2-type catalytic step 1 spliceosome. The transcript has 6 exons. Gene Ontology annotation, molecular function: ubiquitin protein ligase activity; protein binding. NCBI's taxonomy places the organism in Eukaryota, Metazoa, Arthropoda, Insecta, Coleoptera, Staphylinidae.